UGACGUAUUGCGUAUGACGUUUCCGGCCGGCUCCUUUUACUCAGCUACACUUCCCUUGUAGGUCCUUCUUUGAGCUGCAUCAUGGCGAACGUUGUCGAUACUAAGCUAUACGACAUCCUCGGAGUGUCUCCAUCUGCGUCUGAAAACGACCUGAAAAAGGCAUAUCGCAAAUUAGCAAAAGAGUACCACCCAGACAAAAAUCCAAAUGCCGGAGAUAAGUUUAAGGAGAUCAGCUUCGCCUAUGAAGUGCUCACCAACCCGGAGAAGAAGGAGCUGUACGACCGGUAUGGGGAGCAGGGCCUCCGGGAAGGAGGGGGCGGGGGCGGGGGCAUGGACGACAUCUUCUCCCACAUCUUCGGAGGGGGGCUCUUCGGCUUCAUGGGCGGGCACAACCGGAGCCGGAAUGGCGCCAGGCGAAGAGGAGAGGACAUGGUCCACCCGCUGAAGGUGUCUCUGGAAGACCUGUACAAUGGAAAGACAACAAAAUUACAACUUAGCAAGAAUGUCCUAUGUAGUGCCUGCAACGGACAGGGGGGUAAGACCGGUGCGGUCCAGAAGUGCACGGCCUGCAGGGGGCGUGGCAUGCGCAUCAUGAUCAGACAGCUGGGGCCAGGGAUGGUCCAACAGAUGCAGUCCGUCUGCACGGACUGUAACGGCGAAGGCGAGGUCAUCAACGAAAAGGACCGCUGCAGAAAGUGUGAGGGGAAGAAGGUGAUGAAGGAGGUGAAGAUCCUGGAGGUGCACGUGGACAAGGGCAUGAAGCACGGCCAGAAGAUCACCUUCGGAGGGGAGGCCGACCAGGCACCCGGGGUGGAGCCCGGGGACAUCGUUCUGGUGCUGCAGGAGAAGGAGCACGAGUCAUUCAAACGAAACGCCCAUGACUUGCACAUGACCCACAAGAUCGGCCUUGUGGAGGCACUUUGCGGAUUCCAGUUCACGCUGAAGCACUUGGACGGCAGGCAGAUUGUGGUGAAGUACCCCCCUGGUAAAGUCAUCGAGCCAGGUUCCAUCCGGGUAGUCCGUGGUGAGGGCAUGCCACAGUACCGUAAUCCCUUUGAAAAGGGGGACUUGUACGUAAAAUUUGAGGUCCAGUUUCCUGACAACAACUGGAUCAGCCCAGAGAAACUUGUGGAGCUGGAGGACCUGCUGCCCUCCCGGGCGGACCCUCCCAUCAUCUCGGCCGACGCCGAGGAGGUGGACCUGCAGGACUGCGACGUGGGCCAGGGCUCAGCCGGGGGCCAGCGCCGCGAGGCCUACAACGACAGCUCCGACGACGAGAGCGGCCCCCACGGCCCCGGGGUGCAGUGCGCCCACCAAUAGGAGCGGAGCAGGGGGGACGAAACAUGCUGCACAAAAUGUACCACAUUUUCAUCUGGUUUGGACUUUUCCCCACACCUACCUAUCGCCCCUAUUCCCGCUCCCCCUCCCCGCCUCCGGCAGUCCAGGUCAGAACAAGGUCACGAGUCUCACUCUGCUCAGCAUGUAACUUUUUUUUUUUUUUUUUUUUUUUUUUGUCAUGAUAGUAUUCUGUUAAUUUAAAUGAACCGUGAAAUAAAAUGCAGAAGUGUUGCCUCGAGGCUUGAGUGGGUGGGAAAGAUGCAGACCAAUCCUAGGGACGCGCUUGCCAUCCCAAGGUUUUAGCUUGGUUAUAUCCCGGUUUGAUUUUUACCACUUUCUGUUUGUAGUUUUUUUAUAUAUAGAUUUUAAAACAGAGGAAAGGGGUAUGAUUGACAGUAGGGUUGUAUAGGAUGCAGGCCUCCGAUGCUGCUUUGGGGGGUACUUCAUAGCCAGUGUCUGUCCUCAAAAGCUGCAUGAUGGAGAGUAAUGGAUUCUGUCCUGGGAAACUAAAUUAGAGCAUGGGAAAGUCUCAAAUUUACAGACGAAGAGGUACAUUACUUCUGUCAAAAAAAAAGAAAAGAAAAAAACUUCUAAAGUUGCCGAAAUAAAAUGUAAAUCUCUUGACCUGUACUGAGCAUGUCAUCUGUAAACGUAUCCCACUGUAACCGCAUGGUACUCCUAAGGCCUUGCAUGCGUCUGUUCUGAUUGGAUCAGCUGCCAAUUAAGGGAUUGUACAUUGGUGAGAGGGAAGUCACCGUGGCCAAAUCUGCUCCUGAACUAUGGCCACCCUCCAAACCCAGCUUUAGUUUUUCCAAAUACAGGGGACACAACCGGUCUGCUUCUUCUUGCAGACAUGUCAUUGUUCACAUAUUGGUUGAACCUUUACAGUUCUUGCAGGAGUACAAUUUAAGGUUAGUGCCUAGCUACAUAUUCAGUGUGUUUCCCUAUGUAAGCUUGUUGCAUCAAUCGUGGGGGUGAGUGAAUACCAAAUGUGACACUUUAUAAUCCUGAGUGGGAACAGACUGCAAAUCAGUCACUUUGGGCUGGGAGACUAUGAUUAGGCCCAGCCAUUGGGAGUGAAAAUGCCUUUAUAAAAAGUAUAAUCUUGCAUAACCACUGUUGUAGUCCCAUUUGUGUAAGGUGUACAGUACUUGACAGCAGUAUCUGCAUUUACUCAUUUUAGUCUGUACUUAUUCCCAGUCCAAUAUUUCUUCAUAAAAAAAAAAUAAACUCAGAAGUCAACGGAGCUUCCUGCCAAGGUUUCCUCCAUGUCUGCAUCCACAGACCAGUGCAGAGGACAUGGCAGACCGGUCCCUGUAUCUGUCCCAACCUCUCAAGCAGCCCCUUCUGCAGAACAUGAUCUUGUGUCCAUUUUUCCUUGUACAAUAAAAGCUGUCACCCGU
Molecule: messenger RNA, 2741 nt
Organism: Conger conger (European conger)
Lineage: Eukaryota; Metazoa; Chordata; Actinopteri; Anguilliformes; Congridae
Gene: dnaja2a
Product: DnaJ heat shock protein family (Hsp40) member A2a
Exons: 9
Coding region: 82-1320 (412 amino acids)
Biological process (GO): protein refolding; response to heat
Cellular component (GO): cytoplasm; cytosol
Molecular function (GO): ATP binding; Hsp70 protein binding
Source: RefSeq, a predicted model, not a curated record